AUGCCAGCCAGUGGCAAGGACCUGUGGCGGCUGCCGCAUUACCGCUCCUGGCGGAUGACGACAUCGCCAUGUUUGAGGGCCCUCUGCAUUCUGCUUCGCGCGGCAGCCUACGACAGGCAAGGGCGUGAGGCCCCGGGGUCGUAUGGUGGUGGUGAAGAUCACCACCGCGUGUUUAUUGUUGAUUCGAGUUCCCCACGCUGUUCGCUCCUAACCAGCCAGCUUUCCUGCUUCCUGUCGGCCGUCGGAUCACCAUCGGACGAUGAAAUUUUGAUGGUGUGUCGUUUGUCUCGCAGCGGCGGCGCUGGACGCGGUCUUCGCCAAGCUCGGCCAGAAGGCGGGGACGUCAUGGAACAUCAGCGGCGACCCCUGCACGGGCGCCGCCACGGACAACACCGACAUCGACAGCAUCCCCAACUUCAACCCGGCCAUCAAAUGCGAAGUCUGCACCGGCGGCAACACCUCCGUAUGCCGCAUCACCAAGCUGAAAAUAUACGCCUUGGACGCGGUCGGUCCCAUACCAGAAGAGCUGCGGAACCUCACAGGCUCACAGCCUUGACCAAUCUAAAUUUAGCACAAAAUUACUUAACAGGGCCUUUACCAUCCUUCAUGGGCGAGUUGACUAAUAUGGAGUACAUGAGUUUGGGUAUCAAUGCAUUAUCUGGACCUGUACCCAAGGAGCUCGGGAACCUUACGAAUCUUAUAGUACUAAGCUUUGGCUCAAACAAUUUUAGUGGCUCGCUUCCUUCGGAACUGGGAAACCUGGCAAAACUUGAGCAGCUGUACAUUGAUAGUGCUGGCGUUAGUGGACCACUACCAUCAUCACUUUCCAAGCUUACGAAAAUGAAACAAUUGUGGGCAUCAGAUAAUGAUUUUACUGGGCAAAUACCAGAUUAUAUUGGGAGCUGGAGUAGUUUAACAGAUCUGAGGUUUCAAGGCAAUUCUUUUCAGGGUCCAAUUCCAGCUACUCUUUCCAAUCUGGGCCUACUGGCAAGCUUACGAAUUGGUGAUAUAUUAAAUGGGAGCUCUUCUUCACUGACAUUCCUCAAUAACCUGACAUCUUUGAACACCCUGAUUCUGAGGAACUGUAGGAUAUCUGAUAAGCUCGUAUCAACAGACUUUUCGAAAUUCACGAGUUUAAAUUUGCUGGAUUUGAGUUUCAAUAAUAUCACAGGAGAACUACCACAAACCUUGUUGAAUCUGAAUUCCCUCACCUUCCUGAAGCCUUCCAAGCUCAAUAGGAUCAUUACUAAAAAAGAUUUUCCCUACAACCAGCUCUCAGGAAGCGUUCCUUCUUGGGCUAAAGAUUCUCAAUUGAAUCUGGUGACAAACAAUUUCGUGGCCGAUAGUUCCAGCAACAGUGUCUUACCUAUGGGGUGGGGUUGCCUUCAGCGUGGUACACCACGUUUUCUUGGUUCUCCAAAGUCUUCUUCCUUCGCUGUGGACUGUGGUAGUAUGCGAUCUGUAUCAGGCUCAGAUAAUUCUGUGUAUGAACCUGAUGAUGCCAGCCUUGGACCUGCAUCAUUUUAUGUUACAGGAGGGCCAACAUGGGGUGUUAGCAACGUUGGAAGGUUCAUGGAUUCACGGAAUGGAAGUUAUAUAAUCUAUAGUUCACACCAGUUUCAGAAUACACUUGAUACAGAACUGUUCCGGAAUGCAAGGAUGUCACCUUCAUCCUUAAGAUACUUCGGUAUUGGACUCGAAAAUGGAAACUAUACAGUAACACUUCAAUUUGCAGAGUUUGACUUCCCAGACGGUCAGUCUUGGAAGAGCACAGGGAGAAGGGUUUUCGAUAUAUAUAUCCAAGGUGUCCAUAAAGAGCAGAACUUUGACAUAAGGAAGGAGGCAGGCCGGAAAUCUUACACUGCUGUUAGGAAGCAGUACAUUGUUCCUGUCACGAAGAACUUUCUUGAGAUUCAUCUCUUCUGGGCUGGCAAGGGCACUUGCUGCAUUCCUUCUCAAGGCCUAUGGGCCUGCGAUCUUGAAGCGACACGACCUGAUAAGGUUGAGUGUCUCUGUGUAUAGUGCUAAUCCCUGGAUCGGUUCACCAGCACACACAGUUUCCAUAGGUAUCAAAGUAACAAGUGCA
Messenger RNA from Lolium rigidum, 2086 nucleotides. RefSeq names its product probable LRR receptor-like serine/threonine-protein kinase At1g56140. The record is from RefSeq and is a predicted model, not a curated record. Bases 1 to 2022 code for a protein of 673 amino acids. The transcript is spliced from 18 exons. Gene Ontology annotation, molecular function: protein binding. Lineage: Eukaryota; Viridiplantae; Streptophyta; Magnoliopsida; Poales; Poaceae.